Molecule: messenger RNA, 231 nt
Organism: Mesorhabditis spiculigera
Lineage: Eukaryota; Metazoa; Nematoda; Chromadorea; Rhabditida; Rhabditidae
Source: the annotation of a GenBank genome assembly
AUGGUGAUUCUGUACUUCCGGAGGUUGCGGACAGCUACAAAUAUUUUGAUCUUAAACUUGGCUAUCGCCGAUCUUCUCAUCGGUAUCUUCUGCAUGCCGACGUCGUAUUGGCAUGUGCUCAUCUUCGACGAUCAGCGCUGGAUUUUCGGCGAAAAGCUGUGCUACCUGAUGUCAUUUCUGCAGGGGGGCAGCGGUGUUCUUGUCCGCUUGGACGCUGGUCGUCAUCAGUUU